Messenger RNA from Dentiscutata heterogama, 138 nucleotides. The record is from the annotation of a GenBank genome assembly. Lineage: Eukaryota; Fungi; Glomeromycota; Glomeromycetes; Diversisporales; Gigasporaceae.
AUGAAUAACUGUAACUAUAUGACUAAUAAUUUAUGUGAUAUACUGAAUAUUUUUUCUAAUAUUCGUGUUCCUAUAAUAUGUCAAUUAAGUCAAUGCUAUUAUGGUGUAGAUAUAAUUGACAUUAGUAGUCUUUUAUGA